AUGGUGCACUGCGGCUCGCUCCCCGAGGCAGAGGCCGCCAAGUGCUUUGCCGACCACGAGCCCAACCCGGCUCCAUCCAAGCCAUGGCGCUGCCCUGCCAAUUACUGCACUGCAAAGAACUCGGAUUCCGAAGAGUGCCGAGGGACCGACUUUCAGUGCAAGACUCCCAGAGAAAAGCUUUACAACACGGAAGCCGAAUGCUUUGCGGAUCACCAGCCGAAGGAAGAGUGCGGUGGUCUCCUCAGCUAUUACAUUACUGGCACCGGUUUCGACUGCGGAUUCAACGCCGAUCAAGAUGAGCCUUGUAACGGGACGCACACCUUCUGUACCGCAGCCGGGUUGUAUAAAAAGAAGGGUUACAAGAACUCCGCGGAAUGUUUCGCCGCCCGCCACCCAGCCCCAGGCCCUACUACCACGGUAUCUCAGUGA
Molecule: messenger RNA, 429 nt
Organism: Purpureocillium lilacinum
Lineage: Eukaryota; Fungi; Ascomycota; Sordariomycetes; Hypocreales; Ophiocordycipitaceae
Source: RefSeq, a predicted model, not a curated record